UUAGCAUUACCAUUUUCUUUGAGUGUUAUAAGAUUUUCCACAUUUGUCACUUAUUUUUAGUUCAACACAAAAGAUUGUAUAAACCAAACCAUACACAAAAUUAUUAUCCAUGGAGAAAUCUGCCCGCACUCUUUCCGGCCGCGGCCAACUCACGGUAGCGCCACCGUCGCCCUCGCCCAUGCUUGUCCGCAGCCGAAGCGGGACUGGCCUUGCAGCUAUAACCACCCCAGAGAGAAGAAAUUCACAAAGGUUCAGCUCUAGUGAAAGAUUCACCAACAUCGUCCACCGUUCAAAAUCAACAUCGAAAUCAAGAACCAACAACAACGAAGGCAACAUCAACAUCAGUAAGUUCCAAGAGAAGACGAAUAACGAUGGUUUUGGUAAGUUUUUGCAACGUGGGGUUAGUCCUGAUCAUGAUACCCCUAGAGCUUCAAGGAAGGCUACGUCGGCAAUGAAGUCGCCUUCAGCGUGGGCCCUUUCACCCGGGAGGCCCCCUCCGUUCGGUUCUGAUCCUCCGGCUAAAGCCAUUGCGAACGGAAGUGGUGGUGGCGGAGGUGGUGUUGGUAGUGGUCCUGUUAGUAAAGUCUUGAAGUACUUCAAGCAAAGGAAAGUGACAUCCCUGCAAGAAGAAAUGUACCACCAAUUCAGGAUUUUGCAUAACAGACUUUUGCAGUGGAGAUUUAUUAAUGCUAGGGGUGAGGUUGCCAUGGCUAAUGUCAAGAAUGUAGCCGAGAUACGUUUGUUUUCGGUAUGGCUUAGAAACCUCAUGCUAAGGAAGAUCAUUAUACAAAAGAGAACUGAAUUGCAAAAAGUCAAACAUAGGAUCAAACUUUAUCAUAUUCUGAAUGGACAACUUUCCCUUCUUACUGAAUGGGCAAAAUUGGACAGAAGAAAUCAAGAAUCAAUAGGCAGAUUAACAAGGAAGUUGUCAGCAUUGUCCUCCGCAUUGCCUUUAACUCACGGUGUCAAGGCAGAUCCAGAGUCUCUUUUUGAAGCUUUGAGCUCAGCAAUUGAAGUCAUGGAAAAUAUUGAGUCGUUGAUCACGAAAUACCAGACACAGCAGGUUGAGAGGAUUCUUUAUCAAGUUACUGAACUAGCCACAACCUCAAAACAAGAAGAAGAGUAUUUACAGGAACUUUUGGGGCUUGUUCCCAUUAUUGCUACUUUAUUGGAGAAUGAGAAAAAUAUUCAAGUGCAUCUUAUCCAAACGAGGACGAAUACUAAUAAUGUGUUUGGAUUGAUGGCGGAGAUAUAUUCUAAAGCACAAUAACUCCACAAAUUACACUUUAUAGCUUCUCCUCAAAGAGAUUAUGAGGCUCACAAUUGCAGAACCAAACAAACAUAUUAGAAUACCGGCCACUAUCCUUGCAACAAUGCUCAUUUGUGUAUUUGAAGAAUUCACAUUGCAUGUGUUCAACAAAUCAAUAUUUUCUGACAAUAGUAUAUAAGGGUGCAUGUACUUAGUAGUGCAACAAUUUUGUAAUGAGUAAACCUCUAUUUUUAUUUUCAGUGACAGUCAUAUUUUUUAUAUUUGUAUUUAUACUAAAAAAGCAAUGAUAACGUGCCUUGCUCAUUUUUAGUUGUUACGCUAGUAGCUAAUGGAUGACUAACACAUGACGAACCAGCAUGCAAGUUAAAAGUUCUUUGUAUCUUUUUCCUUUUUAAUUUGAA
This is a messenger RNA of Lotus japonicus, 1671 nucleotides long. RefSeq names its product QWRF motif-containing protein 7. The transcript is spliced from 5 exons. The record is from RefSeq and is a predicted model, not a curated record. Lineage: Eukaryota; Viridiplantae; Streptophyta; Magnoliopsida; Fabales; Fabaceae. Gene Ontology annotation, cellular component: cytoplasm; centrosome; nuclear microtubule. Gene Ontology annotation, biological process: centrosome cycle; spindle assembly. The coding region runs from base 110 to 1270 and encodes 386 amino acids. Gene Ontology annotation, molecular function: microtubule binding.